GGAGCACUGGGGGCCUGUAGGGUCCGAGAGUGUCCGGAUGCAAUCCCGAGGGCCUUAAGACAUCCAAAAUGCUAUGUCACCGUGAUGAGGGGGAUUACCCCAGAACUUGGGGCCAGGAGACCUGCUCCUGGUCCGAGCUCUGCGGACAAGUAGCUGUGUGACCUCAAGCAAAGCCGUCAACGUCUCUGAGCCUUAGUACCCUCGAUUAAGUGGGGCUAACAUCUGGUGUGGGUCCAGUGAGGCAAUCCAAGGGAAAAUCUUCUGUGGGAGGCAGGGUGAAAUCGAUCCCAGCCCCACGGGACUGACGUUGCCAGAGUCUCAGAGAAGUGACUUGCCCAAGAUCUUGCAGCUAGUUUCGGCACGGUGUGAUUGUUGCCGUGGAUUCACGGGCCACAGCUGGUGCUUAUAUUGCUUCUCAGACAGUGAAGAAGGUGAUCGAGAUCAACCCUUACCUGCUAGGCACCAUGGCUGGGGGAGCUGCUGAUUGCAGUUUCUGGGAGCGCCUGCUGGCCCGGCAGUGCCGGAUCUACGAGCUGCGAAACAAGGAGCGAAUCUCCGUGGCAGCCGCCUCAAAGCUGCUGGCCAACAUGGUCUAUCAGUACAAAGGCAUGGGGCUGUCCAUGGGUACAAUGAUUUGUGGUUGGGAUAAGCGAGGGCCUGGCCUCUACUAUGUGGACAGUGAGGGAAACCGUAUCUCUGGAGUCACCUUUUCUGUGGGUUCUGGUUCUGUUUAUGCUUAUGGGGUUAUGGAUCGGGGCUACUCAUUUGAUCUAACCGUGGAAGAGGCCUAUGACCUGGCCCGAAGAGCCAUCUACCAGGCCACCUAUCGGGAUGCCUACUCAGGAGGUGUGGUCAACCUCUAUCAUGUCCGAGAGGAUGGCUGGAUCCGAGUCUCCAGUGACAAUGUGGCUGAUCUGAAUGACAAGUAUCAGGGAGCUGCCCUCUGAAGGAAGUGGGUGGGGGGGUUGCUUUUUGGGUUUCUUGGGGUGACUAAUAUUUUAUGCCAGAGAGGCAUAGUUCACCAUCCAGAACUGGAAAGGGAUCUGGCUGUUUUUCCUGUCUAGGACUUGAUUGUUUUUUAACGCCACUCUUCACUGACCUCUGUAUGUUACUGAUUUGUUAAUAAGCUGCUACAGAAGCAAUUGUUCAUUUUACUUUGUUGUUAACAUUAUACAACUCAACCCCA
Messenger RNA from Dromiciops gliroides (monito del monte), 1186 nucleotides. RefSeq names its product proteasome 20S subunit beta 5 (gene PSMB5). The transcript is spliced from 3 exons. The coding region runs from base 465 to 947 and encodes 160 amino acids. The record is from RefSeq and is a predicted model, not a curated record. Gene Ontology annotation, cellular component: proteasome core complex. Lineage: Eukaryota; Metazoa; Chordata; Mammalia; Microbiotheria; Microbiotheriidae. Gene Ontology annotation, molecular function: threonine-type endopeptidase activity.